GUUUUUGGCAUUGAUCUCUUCCCACUACCAUAAAGAUAUAUACAGUGAAUAAGCUCUUGCUUCCUUGAUAAAAAGGCUAGUGUUCUCUUCAACAUGUCACCGAUCGACCACAUCACCAUACCUUGUGCGGCCAGCAAAGUCGACGCCGAGGUUGCAUUCUUCAUCAAAGCCUUCGCACACAUGGGUGUCAAGGAGGUGAUGCGGCCUUUCCCCGACUAUGUUGGCCUCGGAGACACGUCUCCCUGGCUUUGGAUAUCAGGCUUGAACGAGAAAUUUGAGCCUAUCGCAGAUGAUGUACAUAUUCAAUCGAUGCACGUGGCGGUUACGGCCAAAGAUCGAGCCCAAGUCAACGCGUUCCACGAGGCGGCUCUCCAGGCUGGCGGGAAAGAUCACGGAGCUCCGGGUAUCAGGAAAGAAUAUCAUCCCGAUUAUUAUGGGGCGUUUGCCAUUAGCCCCGCGGGACACAACAUUGAAGCAGUGACGCAGGUGCCGGAGUGAGAUGGGAAAACGAGGCCAUUGCAGGGUGAUCUCGGCGCCUUAUGUGGCAAAGGAGGGUUGAAGAGAAUUAAGGCCAUGUUCUUUGUAAUGGCUUUAGCUGAUAGCACGUAGGAAAAUCGUGUGAAAAGACAUCCCGGGAUGUGUUCCCAAUUCCGAGAUCAACCCCUCUCGCAACCAAUGCACAACUGAUAAGCAAGCUUUCUACCUUUCCAUUCACCUAAAAUCAUUUGAAGAAGCUGCUAGACUCGGCGCC
Exophiala oligosperma is the source of this 751-nucleotide messenger RNA. RefSeq lists its product as uncharacterized. The transcript is spliced from 2 exons. Lineage: Eukaryota; Fungi; Ascomycota; Eurotiomycetes; Chaetothyriales; Herpotrichiellaceae. The record is from RefSeq and is a predicted model, not a curated record. The coding region runs from base 94 to 498 and encodes 134 amino acids.